AUGGAGAUGCCACGACCCACCACUCCUGAAGAAAUCUUACGUUUGAACGGAAUGGUGAAUUACCUAAGUCGUUUCCUACCCAACCUGUCGGAGGUUAUGAAGCCCGUGCGUGAUCUAACACAAAGAGUCGGCGUGGUGCUGGUUGGAAAUACACGAGAAACAUGGAAUGAAGUGAAGCAUCUAGUACUACCAGCCAUCAGAAAGUCUUGAGAUCCAAUGCGACAGCAGUCAGACCGGUGUGAGAGUGACCCUAAUGCAGAAUGGUCAUCCGAUUGCAUAUGCCAGUCGAACACGAUCUGAGACAGAAUCACGAUUCACGAUAUGCACAGAUAGAGAAGGAAAUGUUGACCAUCGUUUAUGCGGUAGAGAAAUUUAACGACUACACGUUUAGCAGAAAACUACAGUGAUCAUCGUCACCGUCUACAGUGAUCAUAAACCUCUGGAAAGUAGUUUGAAGAAACCCCUUCAUCGAUCGCCCAAGAGACUGCAGGGUUGAUGAUCCGUCUUCAGAAGUAUGACAUCGAAUUGAAGUAUGAGAAAGGAAGCAAUAUGUUCCUUGCCGAUAAGUUGUCGAGAGCGAGCAUCCCCGGUGAUGAGAAAAGUGGUCCAGAGUUCGAGACCAUCAAUAUGAUGAAGUACCUGCCAAUUUCCGACGAACGGUUAAAGGAAAUACAACGAGAAACAAAAAGCGACGAGUCCCUCCAAGUCUUGACGACGGUGAUUCGGCAAGGUUGGCGGCACCCUACUUCAACAUCCGAGACGAGUCGAGGUCUAGAUAGUGUUUAG
This is a messenger RNA of Paramuricea clavata, 786 nucleotides long. Lineage: Eukaryota; Metazoa; Cnidaria; Anthozoa; Malacalcyonacea; Plexauridae. The record is from the annotation of a GenBank genome assembly.